Molecule: messenger RNA, 2659 nt
Organism: Epinephelus fuscoguttatus (brown-marbled grouper)
Lineage: Eukaryota; Metazoa; Chordata; Actinopteri; Perciformes; Serranidae
Gene: dcn
Product: decorin
Exons: 8
Coding region: 304-1392 (362 amino acids)
Molecular function (GO): protein binding
Source: RefSeq, a predicted model, not a curated record
ACGGGGGAAGUUCUCCACCAAUUGUUUCGGUCCUGAGAGGAGCUCGGCGGUCGGACCCUCCCUCCUCCUAUCUCUCUCCCCUCUCUCCUCCUCUGUUUCUCUCUCCUCCCCUUGUUGUGACAGAGCACACCUGCUUGAUCUUGGCCGCACGCGCUCCGAGUCCAAUUACCCCACAGGCCCUCGCAGCCACUUCACAGUCUCAUCCCCCCACUCGACUGGAUUUUUGGGAGUCAAGCUCAUCUCGCACACUUCUGCUCUCUUCGCCUUGCUUCUACUGAGAACAGGCUUCCUGCUAGCAGCACCAUGAGGUCAGCCUGUCUCUCUUUGCUCCUGGUCACGGCCUGCUGGGCUCUGCCCUUCCGCCAGUCCGGUUUCCUAGACUUCAUGAUGGAGGAUGAGGCAGGAUCGGGUUUGCCUGAAGAUAAAAUAGAUGUAAGCUUCCCUCCCAUGCCUGAAGGACCCAAGUGCCCCUUCAGAUGCCAAUGCCACCUGCGAGUGAUCCAGUGCUCUGACCUCGGUCUGAAGGCUGUUCCUGGAGACAUCCCAGACGACACCACUCUGCUGGACCUGCAGAACAACAAGAUCACUGAGAUCAAGGAGAAUGACUUCAAGAACCUCAAAGGCCUGCAUGCUCUGAUCCUUGUGAACAACAAAAUCACCAUCAUCCACGCCAAGGCCCUCAGCCCUCUGACCAAGCUGCAGCGUCUCUACCUGUCUAAGAACAUGCUGAAGGACGUGCCCGCCAACAUGCCCAAGAGCCUGCAGGAGCUGCGCAUCCACGAGAACGAGAUCACCAAGAUCAAGAAGGCCUCCUUCCAGGGCAUGGGCCACAUGAUCGUCAUGGAGCUCGGGUCCAACCCUCUGAAGAGCGCUGGAAUUGAGGCCAACGCUUUUGUUGACCUGAAAAGGGUCUCUUACAUUCGCAUCGCAGACACCAACAUCACAGACAUUCCCAAAGGUCUGCCCAGCUCUCUGUCUGAGCUCCACCUGGAUAGCAACAAGAUCACCAAGGUGACGGCUGCCAACCUCCAGGGCCUGAAGAACCUGGCCAAGCUGGGUCUGAGCUACAAUGAGAUCAGCUCUGUGGAAAAUGGCACUCUGGCUAACGUCCCCCACCUGAGAGAGCUGCACCUCGACAACAACGCUCUGACCAGCGUUCCCGCUGGCCUGCCUGACCACAAGUACAUCCAGGUGGUCUACCUCCACGCCAACAAGAUUGCUGCUGUGGGAACAGGGGACUUCUGUCCUCCUGGCCUCAACCACAAGAAGGCCAUGUACUCUGGCAUCAGCCUGUUCAGCAACCCCGUGCCUUACUGGGAAGUCCAGCCCAUCACCUUCCGCUGCGUCUUCGACCGCUCCGCCAUCCAGCUCGGCAACUACAGGAAGAAGUAGAGCGACCCUGCGCGCCUCUGCGAGGAAGUGUGUGUUUGUAAAUGAGUGUGUGAAAGUUUUCUAAGUGUGCGUGUUUGACCGCAGCCCCACAACACUGACGCCCUGCCAACACUGCCUCCCCGCCCCCUCCACAAAUGAUGAUGUCAUUAAUCCACGCGCUCAUUUCAAAAUCUUAGUGGACAUGGACCUCAAACGCAACAUAUCAUUUUCAUUAUUUAGCUUCAAGGUUGGUGCAACAGUAGUACACACGGCUUACAAGCACACACCAGCGUACGGCGGUGAUGCUCUCACACACAGCACAUCAUUUCAUAGACACAGUUUAGCAAAGUAUUAACAAACAGCCAUUUUUAUUCAGUGGACAAAUUAAAAAUCCUGAGGUGGUCCCUAACCAAAAGGAUUCGACACCUCACACAGUGGAAAAUCUCCCAAAUCCCACGUUGAUAAACUUCCUCCACCUUUAGCCAUUGUAUGAAUUCUAAGAGAGCUGGCCUGUAGAGCAGGCAGCAAGGGGUUAACUUGUGUUUUACAAUACCUUUAACAACUGGUAUCCUAGAAUGUACUAGAUAUUACCUGUGUACUAGGAUUAGCAUUUAGAGUGUAACAUUACCACGCUGCACUCCUUGAAAGAACUCCUAGUUUCUAUUUGUAUUGUACUCAAUUCAAGUAGAGAUAAAAAGCAACCGUGACUUCUCUCACAUUGUGAUUUCUUGUGCUUACUUCAGUGUUGAUUUAGUCCUGGGUGUUUCCACUCUUUCUUUUCAUCACAUUUCCUCUCCUGUUCCUAGUGUAUGUUGUUCAAUUUAAAAAAAACAAGGUGAAAAUAGCUUAUAAAAAAAUGUAGAAUAAACCAUAUAUGUUUUAAACAGAAGCCAUUCCCAAAGAUUUAUAUGCAUGCUCUUUUUAUUUUAUUUUUUUCCUUUCAACUUGAACCUGGUGCUUUCUGGAAUCUCUUGUUAAUGCGUGUAUGUAUUUCUCUCCAUGUUUCCCUGCCCUUUAUUUCUUUUUUUUUCUUUUUUAAAAGUCAAGAAUAAUUGGACGGUGUAUGUGGACCGGCAUGCCCACUGCAACCAUGUUGGUGUGAAUGUUGUAUGUAUAGACGCUGUAUAUAAAUGCUGUAUAAAAACCUCUCAUUUGCUUAAAGGCACAAGCACUUAUCAUAGCUCAGACUUAAUAUAUCAGCAACAAAAGGUGUUCCUCUUUUUUUUUCCGGAGCAGGGGCUCCAGCUAAGGUGUCCUGAACAAAAUAAAAAUACUAAUGGAAAAAGUA